AUGUCUUCUUCACCACCCAGUGCACCCACACCAAAUAAAAACGCAAUCUUUAUCACCUGCCUGAUAAUCCUCUGGUACUCGACCAACAUCGGCGUUCUCCUCCUCAACAAGUUCCUCCUCUCAAACUAUGGCUUCGCCUUCCCAAUCUUCCUCACGAUGUGCCACAUGUCGGCCUGCGCCGCCCUCAGCUACGUCACCGUCGUGUUCCUCAAGGUGGCCCCGCUGCAGAGGAUCAAAUCCCGGGCACAGCUCGCGAGGAUCGCUACGCUCAGCGUCGUCUUCUGCGCCUCCGUCGUAGGCGGCAACAUCUCCCUCCGCUACCUGCCCGUCUCCUUCAACCAGGCGGUGGGCGCAACGACGCCGUUUUUCACGGCGCUGUUCGCGUACCUGAUGACUCUCAAGAGGGAGGCCUGGGCCACGUACACCUGUCUUGUUCCUGUGGUUGCUGGGGUCGUCAUUGCCAGUGGGGGUGAACCGAGCUUCCAUUUAUACGGAUUUAUCAUGUGUAUAGGUGCAACUGCAGCUCGAGCUUUCAAAUCCGUGCUUCAAGGGGUCCUCCUUUCUAAUGAUGGGGAAAAGUUGAACUCGAUGAAUUUGAUGCUUUAUAUGGCCCCGAUUGCGGUUAUAGUCUUGCUACCUGCUGCUCUUGUAAUGGAGCCUAAUGUAUUGGAUAUGGUUGUUUCACUUGGAAAAGAACAUAAAUUCAUGUGGAUUCUUCUUUUGAUUAAUUCAACUAUGGCUUAUGGAGCGAAUUUGUGCAAUUUCUUGGUGACUAAGCAUACGAGUGCUUUAACACUCCAGGUAUUAGGCAAUGCGAAAGGUGCCGUGGCUGUGGUUAUAUCGAUACUCAUUUUCCAAAAUCCGGUGACAUUUAUUGGCAUUGCCGGUUAUACUAUGACUGUAAUGGGAGUGAUUGCGUAUGGAGAAUCUAAGAGGAGGUACAAAUGA
Messenger RNA from Striga hermonthica, 948 nucleotides. NCBI's taxonomy places the organism in Eukaryota, Viridiplantae, Streptophyta, Magnoliopsida, Lamiales, Orobanchaceae. The record is from the annotation of a GenBank genome assembly.